AUGGCUCGCAACAACUCAUCAAUCGGACAAUACGACCUAUUCAAGGAUCUUAAUGCCUCAUCGUCUUUCGACUUGUAUGCUGAACUGGAGAAACUGAAAGUAGACAGAAGACAGAAGCUGAUCAAUGAGGAGAUGAAUACCUACUCGGCUACUUUCGGAAGGCUUUAUGAAAGACGCGGACCUAGACGCGUCAAUGAUUUGCGCCUAACAUCAACUCGACCGGCCGGCUCGUUGAGCCUCGUUUCGACCCAGGUGGAUCUCAAGAACCUGAAGAAAUAUGAGCAAAUUUGGAAGCGCGCUUCGGAUGUGGAGUCCAUCGAGGACAACUGGGUCUUCUCGACGAGACCGUUGGAUGCCAACACGUUGUUCGUCGCGAUCCCGGAUUCUAGAAGUGAGGAGUCGGUAGCAUCGCUGGACCAAGCCUUGAUGACGAUGGAGACAUCGGAAACGAGCUCGAGGGGAUCCUACGUACUUCUUGACGAUUCGAAGAACGACGACGAGCUUCUGCUCGCUGACAACUUGCUCGACAUCGCUGACGCCGAAUAUUUACACAGGGGAUACCAUCCCGAUCAGCUUGAUUUCGUUUUGUCGUGCCUUCAGCUCGUGCCGAACAACGUCGAGAUGGUUACUCCAAACAGAGAAGAUGAGCUCGCGAUUCGCGGAAACCAUUUUGAGUGCGAUGAGUUCGCCGGAGUGAAUCUUUUGUUCGCCCGUCGUACCGUUGAGCAGCUUCUCGCCGAGCGCACUUCCACGGUGCUGCCGGAAGCGUCUCAUCGUCACGACUACGUUCACAAGGUCGUCAUGCGGCUGUUCAUGAUUCAGCGCUUCGCGCCGGCACCGUUGCCGAAGCGGGAGAACACCCGCUCGAGAUGCUGCAGCUUCUGCUACAACUUCGUGCUCACCACGUGCCGGAAGAUGGGAGUUCGGGCGCCGUCGAAGGACGACUUCGGGCCGUGGUCGACCCACGAGAUCGUCGUCCGACAGAACAAUGAGAAGUUCACACAAUGCCAGUUCCUUCGUUGCCAGGUGUGCCCACACUGCAAGAUGUCCGGAACCAAGGCGCACACGAUGUCGCACUGCCCUGAGAAUCCGAACCGUCGUCGGAACUCGUUGAUGAUCGACGGUGACGAGAGUGAUGACAUCUCCGGGAUGGGCAGAACUGUGUUCGUCUUGAAGCCUCGUAGCCGCAGUUCCCAUAUUUAA
This is a messenger RNA of Caenorhabditis bovis, 1203 nucleotides long. Lineage: Eukaryota; Metazoa; Nematoda; Chromadorea; Rhabditida; Rhabditidae. The record is from the annotation of a GenBank genome assembly.